GCCAGGUUGUCAGGGAGUGCGUGGUCGCGCUUCAAACCCAACAACUACGGCGGAGCGAUACAACGUCUGAGACGCAGGGCAGCAGCAGGCGCGAGCAGAGCAGUAGUGGCUAUCUACGGAGAUUGAUCGGCAAUCAAACAAUUCAUUUUCCAGACUCGCUACCCAAGGAGACAGAGUAAUUACGCAAUGGCAGACCAGUUGACAGAAGAGCAGAUUGCUGAGUUCAAGGAGGCGUUCUCCCUGUUCGAUAAGGACGGCGACGGCACCAUCACCACCAAGGAGCUCGGCACCGUCAUGCGCUCACUGGGCCAGAACCCCACCGAGGCCGAGCUGCAGGACAUGAUCAACGAGGUGGACGCCGACGGCAACGGCACCAUUGACUUCCCAGAGUUCCUCACCAUGAUGGCGAGGAAGAUGAAGGACACAGACAGUGAGGAGGAGAUCAGGGAAGCCUUCCGCGUGUUCGACAAGGAUGGCAAUGGCUACAUCAGCGCCGCUGAGCUUCGUCAUGUCAUGACCAACCUGGGGGAGAAGCUGACGGACGAGGAGGUGGAUGAGAUGAUCCGGGAGGCUGACAUCGACGGAGACGGACAGGUCAACUACGAAGAGUUUGUCCAGAUGAUGACGGCAAAGUAGAGCGGGGAGCAGAGGAGCGACCCAGACCAAACAGUGGACCCACACCUCCGCUGUUCAUCCCUCCAUCCCUCUCCACCUCCAGCGUCCUCCAGCCUUUUCUCCCUCUCUCUCCCUCUCUCUCUCCCUCUCUCUCUCCCUCUCUCUCCCUCUCUCUCUCCCUCUCUCUCUCCUGCUCACACCUUCACCUGGGAGCGCCACGCCGCUCUGUUUACCUGCUUAGCAUUUGGUUGUUCUCAUGUCGUUUACCUCCAGACCCCUCCAACUCCCCCUCUCUCAUCCCAAACCCCCCCUCUCUUAUCCCAAACCCCCCCUCUCUUAUCCCAAACCCCCCUCUCUUGCCCCAGACCCUGCUUCUGUUGCCCCAGUGCCAGUGGUCUCUCUCAGGCAGCUUCUGCCCCAGAUGGGGCCUGGUGCCCGUGUGGGUCUCUGGGUUCUGUCCCGGAGUUGGCCUGCUGUGUUCUGGGUCGCCUCAGCACACACUUCAAUUCAUUUUUAGCCCGAUUACUUUCAAUAAUUAUUAUUAUUAUUGUUGUUUUUUAAAUCAGUUUGAAACAUUUCCCAGCAAGACCAAUAUUCCAUGUGCAAUGCUGAUGAAAGCUGAGAUAUUUCUAUAUAGAUCUAUACACGUAUAUAUAGUGGAGGUGUUAAGCUAUACGAUAUUUUUCAACUGUGACCUAUGUGGACAAGAGCACUGCAUGCUUUUCUUCUGUUCUCUGUGUUUUUCUUUCGGCAUGUUUCUGUGCUUCUCUGCCUGCCUGUCAUUUUUCUCCCUCUCCUUCUUCUCGCUCUCUCUAUAUCUUUUUCUCUCUUUCUCUCCCUCCCACCCCCUCGUCUGUUUUCCCAUGGUUUGUUGCCGUGCAGCUCGACCCAAACGGUUCAGACUCUGAUAGAAAGGAGAGGUGAAUUUUACAGUAGUUUGCCAACACUUGACUGCUCUCUCUCUCUCUCUCUCUCCUAGUCGCAUGCUUAGUCUUUAGUACCUUGAUGUCCCUGCCCAGCUUGGCCUACCCCCCCCCCCCCCCCCACUCUGGCCAGCCUGCCAUGCCCCCCCACUCUGCCUCUGGUGGUGUGGUCUUGAGUGUGUGAGUGUGUGUGUGUGUGUGGUGCAACACAGGUCAGAUGUGGCUCUCUGCUGGUAGCAGCUCCUGUGACCGACACCGACUCCCUCUCCCUCCCUCCCUCCGUCCUUCCCUCGUGCAGUUUAGCGGCGGGCCCUCCCGCCCCCUGACUGGCUGACAGAUCGGUGGCUUGUGGUAGCUCCAUCCCUGACCCCUGCCUGGCAUCCCCUGCCACGUCACGCCACAGUGGUGUGUGUGAGGCUCGGAGGAGGGGUGGGGGUGGCACAGGUGGCACAGGCACCAGGUCAGCCUGUGUUGGCACACUCCAGGACCGGUGCCCUCUCUGGUGUCGACCCGCUCCAGAGUCGCCCGCGGUCGCUCCUCUCGAGGAGUAGCACCUCAGAGAUGUGACGUCUGGAGACCAGCCGCCGCCACGCUGCUAUCAGGCCACUAGGGGGCGUGUGGGAGCAGUCCUCAAUAUGCCCUUUCCCUACAGUCCUAGACAAUCCAACUGAACCAGUGACCAUUAUACAAAUGAAAGAAAAGUGAAAAAUUGAUCUCCAUACUUUGUGUGGAGAAAUGAUAUUACCAAACAGCACUCCUAGAACCACACUGCUUAAAAUUGUGUUUUGAACCACUAGUUCAAGUUUAAGGAGCAAACAAACCAGCAACAACAACAAAAAACAAUGUGUGCGGUCUUAUAAAAUAAAUUUGGUGUUUACUACUGUUUGGUGGGGAGAGUAAAGUCUUAAGCGUUUACAGUUAAAUUACUCUGAAGGGAUGGCAUCUGCAUCUCUGAGAGCCUCACUCACCUGGGCUGAUGUCUAUGUGACCCCCCCCCCCCCCCCCCCCCCCCCCUCCCCCUCUCUCUCUCUGCUCCCCUAGUGCUGUGACUGAAGUCUGAACCAGAUUUUUUUUUUUUUCUGUUGUGAAUGUUGUAUGAAUGUUUUUACUUCUUUGUGUCGGUCAUGGUGUUCGUCUCAGAUUUUAUACAGAAGCUGUUUAACCAGUUUGCCGUCUUGUCUUGGAGAGGGUGUGCAUUCCAUUGCAGAAGUCAUGUUGGUUUCUUGCUAAAUAAAACUCUUGGACCAGUGUUUCUA
Molecule: messenger RNA, 2794 nt
Organism: Sardina pilchardus (European sardine)
Lineage: Eukaryota; Metazoa; Chordata; Actinopteri; Clupeiformes; Clupeidae
Gene: calm3b
Product: calmodulin 3b (phosphorylase kinase, delta)
Exons: 6
Coding region: 187-636 (149 amino acids)
Molecular function (GO): calcium ion binding; enzyme regulator activity
Source: RefSeq, a predicted model, not a curated record